Messenger RNA from Ruditapes philippinarum (Manila clam), 672 nucleotides. RefSeq names its product potassium voltage-gated channel protein Shaw-like. The record is from RefSeq and is a predicted model, not a curated record. NCBI's taxonomy places the organism in Eukaryota, Metazoa, Mollusca, Bivalvia, Venerida, Veneridae. Gene Ontology annotation, molecular function: voltage-gated potassium channel activity. Gene Ontology annotation, cellular component: membrane. The transcript has a single exon. Gene Ontology annotation, biological process: potassium ion transmembrane transport. Bases 1 to 672 code for a protein of 223 amino acids.
AUGGCGUCUGUUUCAAACGUUUUCUUUACGGUCGACACCAUUUUACGCUUGUACUCGUGUCCACGUAUAAUGUUUUACUUUAUGUCGAUAAUCAACUUCGCAGACGGAACAGCGUUGAUUGGCGCGUAUCUUCACUUAAUCCUAUACUACAAAUACCCUCACUUACGCUACGGUAACUCCUGGAUAGAUAGUUUAGCUUAUAUUCAGAUGUUGAGAUCCCUUCGUCUGUUCAGAAUCGUUGCAAAUAUUCGAGCAGGAAAAGUUCUUGCCUAUUCUGCACGCAAAAAUGUCAAAGACCUUACCAUACUGAUAUUGUUCCUAAUUGCCGGAAUGUGUACCUUUGCGAGUUGCUUUUACAUCGUCGAAGAGAAAACUACAAUUGAGAGUAUUCCAGACGCCUGGUACUGGGCUGUCAUUACCAUGACAACCGUUGAAUACGGUGAUAUCGAGCCGAGAACCAAGAUUGGCAGGUUGUUGGCGUGUAUUUGCGCAGUUGUUGGUGUUCUAUUACUCGCCCUUACCGUGCCGAUAUUUGCCAACCAUUUUCUUAUACUUUAUCAGCACGUGGAAACGGAAAAUGUAGUUAAGCGUCUCGAAAAGAAAUCGACAAAAUUAACAAGUAACCAAAAUAUCGAGAACACCGAAAAACGAAAAGCAUUCUUUAUCGUCUAG